Molecule: messenger RNA, 620 nt
Organism: Thrips palmi
Lineage: Eukaryota; Metazoa; Arthropoda; Insecta; Thysanoptera; Thripidae
Gene: ND-13B
Product: NADH dehydrogenase [ubiquinone] 1 alpha subcomplex subunit 5
Exons: 3
Coding region: 136-498 (120 amino acids)
Biological process (GO): respiratory electron transport chain
Source: RefSeq, a predicted model, not a curated record
UUGUCGCUUUGUUGGUCAAAUUGCACGGAGCUUGGUGUUUCUGCCCACAGAGGGAGACACAGUAGUUUUUGUUCUCGAGGGCAGACGACACUGGCCGACGUUGGUGAAGCAGCUGAUUAGAAAAAUAUUGCCACCAUGGCUGGUGCCACUGUGAAGUUAACCACCGGCCUGACGGGCAUGGGUGUUGCUCGCCACCCGGCAAGCACACUUAAGGGUCUCUAUGGUAAAAUCCUGCGCUCCUUGGCCAAGAUGCCUGACGAUGCUGCGUACAGGAAGUACACAGAAGAGGUCAUUCGGGAUAGAGCAGCAGUUGUUGAAAAGCAUGGUGCAAACUGGAAGAACAUUGAACAAGAAAUCAACUGCGGGCAGAUAGAAGAAUUAAUUAUUCAAGCUGAGAAUGAACUCAACCUAGCCCGUAAAAUGGUGCUAUGGAAGCCAUGGGAGCCUCUUGUGACCAAGCCAGAGCCAGAUCAGUGGAAGUGGCCCCCACCAAAGUAGAUGGGAUUGUUGGAAUAGUGUUAACCCUGCCUCUUUUUUUUUCUUUCUCAUUUUAAUUUUGCUUCAAAAUUAGCUUGGAAACAAUGUAAAUAAAAUGUAAAACUUUAGUCUCAAACAUGGCA